GCUCAGCGCCGCUCGCUCUUCGUUCGUUCGCUGCCCGAGUCUGCCACCUCCGAGUCUCUGACCGAGCUUUUCUCCACCUCCUUCCCCAUCAAGCACGCCGUCGCCGUCACCGACAAGGAAUCAAAGAAGUGCAAGGGCUAUGGUUUCGUCACUUUCGCCGACGCCGAGGACUGCCAGAAGGCAAAGGAAGAGUUCAACGGCUUCGCUGUCGAUGGCAAGAAGUUGCGCUGCGAGGUUGCAGAACCCAGACACCGUGAGAAGGGCGCUGCUGCUGUUCCCUCGGCCGGCGAGAAGUUUAGAGAGGGUCAGGCCAAGGAGCGCGCGUCCGCCCAAGUCCCCAGACUUAUCGUUCGAAACCUUCCCUGGAGCAUCAAGUACCCGGAUCAACUCGCAAAGCUCUUCCAGAGCUACGGAAAGGUCAAGCACACCGUCCUCCCCAAGGGCAAGACUGGCCUGCUCCGUGGUUUCGGUUUCGUCAUCAUGCGUGGCAGACCCAACGCUGAGAAGGCCAUCGAGGGAGUCAACGGAAAGGAGAUCGAUGGACGACAACUGGCUGUUGAUUGGGCCGUCGACAAGGAGACCUGGGACAACACUCCUCAAGAGGAGACAAAAGAGAAGGACACAACCAACGAAGACGCCGCCGAAGACGAUGCAAUCGAUGGCGCCAGCGAGCACAUUAUGGAUGAGGAUGACGAUGAGUCUGGCUCUGAAGAUGGAGACGAGGGCGACGACAUCGACGUCAUGGAUGAUGAGGAUGAGGAGGACAUGAAGCCAAGAACGGAGGACAAUUCGUCCACCCUUUUCAUCCGCAACCUGCCUUUCUCAUGCACUGACGAGGAUCUCGAGGACCACUUUACACAAUUCGGCUCAGUUCGCUACGCAAGAAUCGUCGUUGACCAAGAGACCGAGCGACCCAGAGGUACUGGUUUCGUCUGCUUUUACGAAGUCGACGAUGCCGACAAUGUUCUCAAGAAUGCCCCUAGACACCAGCCUCCUCGUCCGAACGACCCCAAGGCCAAGGACGGCUCUAUACAGAUGACCCACUCGGUCUUGCAGAACGAAGACGCCGAUCCUACUGGAAAGUUCACCCUGGAUGGUCGCGUUCUGCAGGUAUCCCGUGCCGUCAACAAGAACGAGGCCAACCGUCUGACUGAGGAGGGUGCUGCCAACCGUUUCAAGCGUGACACAGACAGAAGACGCCUAUACUUGCUGUCCGAGGGUACCAUCCCUUCAAACUCCCCCUUGUACGAGCAGCUUCCUCCUUCGGAAAGAACCAUGAGAGAAGCCAGUGCCAAGCAGAGAAAAACUCUCAUCGAGAGUAACCCUUCUUUGCACAUGAGUCUAACCCGUCUUUCCGUCCGCAAUCUACCCAGAACCAUCACAUCCAAAGACUUGAAGCAACUCGCUGUAAAAGGUGUUGUCGGCUUCGCAACUGAUGUCAAAGAGGGCAAGCGCCAGAAGCUCAACAGAGAGGAGCUCAACAGAGGUGGCGAAGAGGAUGCAAAGGCCGAAGCCGAUCGCAAGAAACGUGCCAAGGGUAUUGUCAAGCAAGCAAAGAUUGUCUUCGAAGGUCGCGAGGGUGCCAAGGUAGAGGAGAAGAGUGGAGCAGGACGCAGUCGUGGAUACGGUUUCAUCGAGUACUACACACAUCGUUCAGCGCUGAUGGGUCUGCGCUGGUUGAACGGUCACUCCAUCGACUACCAAGCAACAGAACAGAAGGGCAAGGGCAAGAUGUCGCAAGAGAUGAUUGCCGAUCGCAAGAAGCGACUGAUUGUCGAGUUCGCUAUCGAGAAUGCCCAAGUCGUCAAGCGAAGAAAGGAGAUGGAGGAGAAGGCUCGCGAGCGCUCAUACCAUGCCACCGCACCCACUGCUGAUGGUAAGAGACAGCCGUCAGCUCGUGACACCAAGUUUGGCGGCAAAGGAGGCAAGUUCGAUCGCAAGCGCAAGCGAGACGGAAAGGACGAGGCUCCUGUUGAUGAGGAGAAGGACAAGAAGGCUCCUGCCGAUGAAAAAUUGGCGAAGCGUCAGCAAAUCAUCCAGAAGAAGCGCAUGGCUCGCCGUGCUCGCAAG
Aureobasidium namibiae CBS 147.97 is the source of this 2070-nucleotide messenger RNA. Its product is annotated as RNA-binding domain-containing protein. The record is from RefSeq and is a predicted model, not a curated record. The annotation marks the transcript as partial. Gene Ontology annotation, molecular function: RNA binding. NCBI's taxonomy places the organism in Eukaryota, Fungi, Ascomycota, Dothideomycetes, Dothideales, Saccotheciaceae. The transcript has a single exon.